Messenger RNA from Lithohypha guttulata, 1041 nucleotides. RefSeq names its product FKBP12-associated protein (gene FAP1). Lineage: Eukaryota; Fungi; Ascomycota; Eurotiomycetes; Chaetothyriales; Trichomeriaceae. Gene Ontology annotation, cellular component: nucleus. Bases 1 to 1041 code for a protein of 346 amino acids. The record is from RefSeq and is a predicted model, not a curated record. The transcript has 2 exons. Gene Ontology annotation, molecular function: RNA polymerase II transcription regulatory region sequence-specific DNA binding; DNA-binding transcription factor activity, RNA polymerase II-specific. Gene Ontology annotation, biological process: negative regulation of transcription by RNA polymerase II.
AUGAAGCGCAAUCGCAAGCUUGCAGCCGCGCUUAGCAUACCUGAUGAUCACGAAAACGAUCACGUUCCAUACUCAACAACAACCCUGAAGUUAUACCUCGAGAACCCUACAUGGUGUCACGAGUACGAGGAAAUUCUGAGGCUAUUCGCUGCUGACCCUAACGAGAAGCGUUAUCGGUUCAAGCCUAUGAGAGCACGACAAAGACAGUUCAUCCAUAGCCUGGCUGAAGAUUUCGGAUUUGAUGGAGAAAGUGUAGAUCCGGAACCACAUCGCCACAUACACCUAUUCAAAACACCGAAGUUCGUGGCUGCGCCCAUGAAGACUCUUGCGCAGGCAGCUAGGAUCCGCCGUGCACAACUGAAUGUCCAAACGCCUGUCGACGGUGCAUCUACACCAGAAAGGAGAGCUGACGAGGUCAAGCCUCCAGAGUACAAUGGGUUACUUCUGAAGCAGCCACGCUUUGGGCUUACUGAAGAUGAGCUGCGACCCUGCAUCCGAUCCGCUGCACCUAUGAACGACUUUGAGGUACUAUUUUUGUCGGCCAUAGAUGGCAUUGCAUUGAUACUAAGGAAUGAGUGGGAAGGUCAAGAGCAGGUUCAAACUCUACUCGAGACUCUGCAACCGAUAGUCUCGGCUGCAGUUGCUCGAGAAGGAUUUUCAUCAUCAGCUGUUUUGUGCGAGUUUGACUUGAGUGUGAGCAAUACCGAGCCUCAGAUCGUUCACGAGGCAGGACAAGGUGCUAGUGCAGGUCGAACCACAGCGGGCGGUUGGUCACAAGUGGCGGCAAAGCGUUCUGUACCCAUGGCCGUGCCUACAGUGGCACCGGUCGGCCAGCGAUCUUCCUUCACAGUACUAGGCAGCAAGUUGGCGGAAGCGAAGAAGAAGAGGAAGGAAGAUCAAUUACUGGAAAAGCGGAGAAAAGAACUGCAGAGUGAGCCGGUUGUCGAUGACUGGAGUGCUGAAGUCGAGCGCGAAGAAGAGAUACGAAGUCGCAAUCAGAGUGACCACGAAGAAGGUGCCAACAGUACCGUCUUGACAUAG